This is a messenger RNA of Phaethon lepturus (White-tailed tropicbird), 606 nucleotides long. Its product is annotated as suppressor APC domain-containing protein 2-like. The record is from RefSeq and is a predicted model, not a curated record. The annotation marks the transcript as partial. Lineage: Eukaryota; Metazoa; Chordata; Aves; Phaethontiformes; Phaethontidae. The transcript is spliced from 5 exons.
AUGGCCAAGCCCAUCACCAAGCAGGAGCUGCCUUCAAGAGGAGUCCAGUUCCUGGCAGAGCCUGUGCCACCUGAGUGGAAGCCAGGGGUCCCACGAGGACAGGACAAGGGUGGUGAUGCUAAGGCUGCUGGGCAGUCCCAGGGAGACAGCAGCCAUCCGGUGGCUGCGGACACUCGGAGGCAUCAGAGGGGACGUGCAGAACACCGGAGACACACCAUCACCAGUGGCGUGGACUUCAGCAUGCUGAAGCACAUGAAGGAGCUAGAACAGGAGAAGGAUUUCCUGCUGCAGGGUCUGGAGCUGGUAGAGCGCGCCCGGGAGUGGUACCACCAGCACAUCCAGUUCAUGCAGGAACGCCAGAGGCUCCUGGGGAAGAAUAAAACCAGUGCCGACUUCCUCCCUGAGGGCAGCCAGAGCCACCUGGGGCGCCUGGUCCCCAAGCUGCAGGAGGUGAACCGCUGCCUGGGUGACCUCCUUUCCACCACUGGCAAGCCAGCAAACCCCUCCUCAGCUCUGAGCAGCCUGGUCCCCGUGGUGUCCCCAGCCUCAGCAGGCUCCCAGCAAGCCAUCAACAUGCUGAAGGAGCAAAACCGGCUUCUCACCAAG